AUUAAAGCAAGCGCAAGUUGGGGUACUGAGAUAAGUCAAGGUAGCAGGCGUAUUGGCUCUGGUUGGAAAGCAUUCUAUCUCGAAGCUGAAGAAAAAUUAUAUACUUGGUUGAUGGAACAGAGAAAACAGAGACUAGCAGUUACUUACACAAUGUUGCGAGUUAAAAUGUUCGAACUUUUAGAAGAACCUGAAAUAACAAAUCCAUAUAAUUUAUCAAAGGAUUUUAAAACAUCGGACCGUUGGUUAUCUGUAUUUUUAAAAAGAUAUAAAUUAUCUUGGAGACGGCGUACAAAAAUUUCCCAAAAACUUCCCGAACAAACUCAAGAAUCGUUAAAUAAAUUUUAUAACUUG
Racocetra persica is the source of this 351-nucleotide messenger RNA. NCBI's taxonomy places the organism in Eukaryota, Fungi, Glomeromycota, Glomeromycetes, Diversisporales, Gigasporaceae. The record is from the annotation of a GenBank genome assembly.